Fusarium pseudograminearum CS3096 is the source of this 3150-nucleotide messenger RNA. RefSeq lists its product as uncharacterized. Bases 1 to 3150 code for a protein of 1049 amino acids. Gene Ontology annotation, cellular component: mitochondrion. The record is from RefSeq and is a predicted model, not a curated record. Gene Ontology annotation, molecular function: L-glutamate dehydrogenase (NAD+) activity. The transcript has 2 exons. Lineage: Eukaryota; Fungi; Ascomycota; Sordariomycetes; Hypocreales; Nectriaceae.
AUGACUGCUAUCUCCGCCAACCCCGUGGCCAACGUCAAGGCCACCGAGGCCAGCCGUGGUCCUUCUCCUCAGCCCACUCACUUCUCCGUUCCUCUGCAAAAUGGAAACGGCGGUAACGGUCACCGCAUUCUGCGAUCUGCCACCGUUGGCUACAUUGCCCCUGAGUUCACUGGCAAGUCAGAGCAGAAGAAGACUGUCAAGUCUUUGAUCUGGGCUGCUGGCUACGUCCCUGAACCUCAAAUUGAUGAGCAGAUUGAGUGGUUCUACGAGAACCUUGGCAUUGAUGAUGUCUACUUUGAGCUUGAGUCUCCCGAUGUCAUCUCUAGCCACAUUACCUCCCUCUAUGCCGCUAAGGUUGCUUCCUUCGCUCGCGAGGACAAGCAGGAGGAGAUCCGACUUGACAUGGAGGCUAACGACCAUGCCAUCUACAUCGACACCAGUGUUGCUGGCCGAACCAACAUUGCUGGUCCUCGCUACGAGGAGCGUCUUGAGGCCAAGUACAUCGACCACCCCGGCUCAAGCAAGUACCGUGUUGAGACUUUCCGAUCUCCCGCUCUCCUGAGCCCCCAGUCCAAGGCCACUCUCCGAUGCUAUUUCGUCUACCAGUGCCGAUUUGCUACUCCUCCUGAGGAGACCGACCCCAAGGAGACCAACCUUGAGCUCAUCGCCGACCACGGCUUCCUCCAGAAGGCCACCGUCAACACCAAGCAGAUCUAUCAGGACAUCAUUGAGCUCGCUGUCAACCGAGCUGGUCCCGUCAUCGAGGUCUUUGACAUCGAGGGCACCGACGAGAAGCGAAUGGUUCUUGCUUUCCGUUCCCGCACUGCCCAGGGUCUCUUCUCUGCCCUCAGUGAUCUUUACCACUACUACGGUGUCACAUCCACCCGAAAGUACCUCGAGCAGUUCUCCAACGGUAUCACCGUCAUGAGUGUUUACCUUCGACCUGCCUCCGAGACCACCGAGAACGCCGACCAGUUCUCUUGGGACGAGUCUAUUGACCAGAUCUCCAAGGAGGUCUCCCUUCUCUACUGUCUCCCCCACAACAAGUUCCACAACCUCUUCCUCGACGGACAGCUCAGCCUCCAGGAGUCCGUCUACGCCCACUCCGCUUGGGUCUUCGUCCAGCACUUCCUCAACCGAUUGGGUCCUGAGUACGCCUCUCUCGCCGAGCUGUUGGAUGUUAAGAACAACGCUCAGCAGGCUCUUCUCUCAAACCUGAAGCGCCGUCUCCGUUCCGAGACUUUCACCCCUGACUACAUCUACGAGAUUAUUCAGAACUACCCCGGUCUCGUUCGCGCCCUCUACGCUUCCUUCGCCAACGUCCACCUUGUGAAGGACCAGGAGGACCCCGUCAAGGUUGUUUCCUCCAGCCUUUCCGUUGAGGUUCUCUCCGACGAUGCUCUCAAGGACAAGAUCUCCAAGAACGUUAACAACGAGCACGACGAGAUGGUGCUUACUGCUUUCCGAGUCUUCAACAACGCCGUCCUCAAGACCAACUACUUCACACCUACAAAGGUUGCCCUGAGCUUCCGUCUCGACCCCUCUUUCCUCCCCGACGUUGAGUACCCCAAGCCCCUCUACGGCAUGUUCCUCGUCAUCAGCUCCGAGUCUCGAGGUUUCCACCUCCGGUUCAAGGACAUCUCUCGUGGUGGUAUCCGAAUCGUCAAGUCUCGCAACAAGGAGGCUUACGGCAUCAACGCCCGAUCUCUCUUCGAUGAGAACUACGGUCUUGCCAGCACUCAGCAGCGCAAGAACAAGGAUAUCCCUGAGGGUGGUUCCAAGGGUGUUAUCCUCCUGGACCCCAAGCAGCAGAACCGUGCUCGCGAGGCUUUCGAGAAGUACAUCGAUAGUAUCCUUGAUCUUCUCCUGCCCGCCGAGACCCCCGGUAUCAAGAACCCCAUUGUUGACCUUUACGGCAAGGAGGAGAUCCUCUUCCUGGGUCCCGAUGAGAACACUGCUGAGCUCGUCGACUGGGCUACUGAGCACGCUCGCUCCCGUGGCGCCCCCUGGUGGAAGUCUUUCUUCACUGGCAAGUCUCCCAAGCUUGGUGGUAUUCCCCACGACACUUACGGCAUGACCACCCUGUCCGUCCGCGAGUACGUCAAGGGUAUCUACCGAAAGCUCGAGCUUGACCCCUCCACCAUCCGCAAGAUGCAGACCGGUGGUCCCGAUGGUGACUUGGGAAGCAACGAGAUCAAGCUCGGUAACGAGAAGUACACCGCCAUUGUCGAUGGCUCUGGUGUCCUUGUCGACCCCAAGGGUCUUGACCGUGAGGAGCUCCUUCGUCUUGCCCACGGCCGCAAGAUGAUCAUCGAGUACGAUGUCUCCAAGCUGUCUGCUGAGGGUUACCGAGUUCUCUGUGAGGAUGUCAACCUCACACUCCCCAGCGGCGAGGUUGUCAACAACGGCACUUCAUUCCGUAACACCUUCCACCUCCGUGACACCGGCGCCGUCGACGUCUUCGUCCCUUGUGGCGGUCGCCCUGCCUCCAUUGACCUUAUCUCGGUCAACCGCCUCAUCAAGGAUGGCAAGUCUGUUGUCCCCUACCUCGUUGAGGGUGCCAACCUCUUCAUCACCCAAGAGGCCAAGCUCCGCCUCGAGGCCGCUGGCUGCAUUCUGUACAAGGAUGCCUCUGCCAACAAGGGUGGUGUGACUUCCUCCUCCCUUGAGGUCCUUGCCUCUCUGUCUUUCGACGACGAGGGCUUCGUCCAGAACAUGUGCCACGAUGCCAACGGCCAGGCUCCCCAGUUCUACCAGGACUACGUCAAGCAGGUGCAGCUCAAGAUUCAGGAGAACGCCCGUCUCGAGUUCGAGGCCAUCUGGCGCGAGCAUGAGCAGACCGGAACUCCCCGAUCUAUCCUCUCCGACAAGCUCUCCGUCGCCAUCACCGACCUCGAUGAGAAGCUCCAGCACUCUGACCUCUGGGACAACGAGAAGAUCCGCCGAUCUAUCCUUGAGGAUGCCCUUCCCCGUCUUCUCCUCGAGAAGAUUGGCCUCGACACCCUGAUUGCUCGCAUCCCCGACUCCUACCUCCGAAGUAUCUUCGGUUCCUACCUUGCCAGCCGUUUCGUCUACGAGUUCGGCAGCAGCCCUAGCCAGUUCGCUUUCUUUGACUUCAUGUCCAAGCGCAUGGCUCAGAUUGAGAAGUAA